Molecule: messenger RNA, 3807 nt
Organism: Hydractinia symbiolongicarpus
Lineage: Eukaryota; Metazoa; Cnidaria; Hydrozoa; Anthoathecata; Hydractiniidae
Product: serine/threonine-protein kinase LATS1-like
Exons: 3
Coding region: 258-3725 (1155 amino acids)
Biological process (GO): G1/S transition of mitotic cell cycle; peptidyl-serine phosphorylation; regulation of organ growth
Molecular function (GO): protein serine/threonine kinase activity; ATP binding
Source: RefSeq, a predicted model, not a curated record
UUGUCGGGCUUAUGUUAAGAAAGCUAUGUUGAAUUUCGUCCAAAGAAAUUUUGAAGUAUUGAUGGCCACUGAACUUGUGCUUGAACUAGCACUGGGUUGGUUUUAAAUUGUUGUAUCAUUCCUAGGUUGUGUUGGUUUAUUAAUGAAUACUCCAGAUGUGAAUAUAUUAAGCAUAAUAUUUUCACAGCGGAAGAUAAAAAUGAAAUGAAAAGUUUAGCCUGUAAAAAAUAUAUUGUGUUUGUGACAAUUUUUGCAGAAUGACUGAUCCUAAUAAGUACAGAACAGCAGCCAGCAACAGUCAAAUGUUAAGAGAUAUAAACAAGAAUUUACAGCAUUUACAUGUUCAAAAGCAACAACAGCAACAACAACAACUUGAGCAACAGAAUAUUAACCCAGUUCUUCAGAGUCAAAACUCUUUUGAACAACAGUUAUCCAUGUCUAGUAACAUCAAUGCCUUAACACAGAGCUCUGCUGGAGAUAGACGGUCUUUCCCACGAACCACAAACAAAGCACAUGCACUUGAAGAAAUAAGAAAAAACUUAUUGCCAUUUGCAUGGAGAAAUGGUGCCACGCUACCCCAUCACACUAAUGGCUGUUAUUUUGCUAAUUCCACAAAAUUUCAAAGUGUUAAAAGUAGUUCAUUUACUGACUUAAAUCAGGCUGUUGCCAAGGAACAACAAAUGCCUGCGGAUCAACAACAAAAAGUUAUGUUUUUAUCCUCUAAAGGAUAUGAUGAGGUUUUGGUAGCUGAAAUUCUACGAAACGACCCGAAUAAAAGUAUUGAAAAUGUAGCUGAGAUGUUGAAAUCUAUAUCCUUAGCACGAAAUUCGAAGCCUACUAAUUACGUCACUCACGUGCAGAGGAGCCCUCCAUCGUACAACAUCGCUUCAUACAAUUCCCGACCAACUUCGUCCAAUAUGAACAGUUCACAAAGCAGGAUGCAGUAUUCAACUCCAAGGUUCAAUUCCCACCAUUAUACGAAACCUUCGAUUCACGAUUCUGGAUACCGACCCCCGUACUCUUCGAAUCAAGCAAUUUUCGACAGCCAAUCGAUUCAAAGACAGUAUUCAGGAGAAGAUAAGUCUAACGGCGUCACGGGUGAAUACAAUCCGUACUCACAAGCUUCAUACUCUGAUAAGAAAACACACCCCGCUGUCUUUUCUGUUAAUCCCGACAUGCACUCCACCGUUGAUCAUAUUAUGCAAAAUUCAAGUAAGGAAGCUGCAAGCUGGAAAGUUCAAAAGUCAAUUGAAAAAUAUGCCAGGCAAAAUGAAGGAGUAACAUUGAGGCCCAAACCAUCCGAACGCAAGAUGAACCCUCAAAAUCGUUGGUCAGCGGAGGUAUUAAAUAAUGCUUAUGACUAUGCUGACAAACGCAACUCGAUGGAAACAAUCCCAAACAAACCACCACCACCCUACCCAGGAGCGAAACCAGCCCUGAAAAGAAUUUCUAGUCAGGACAGAGAAGUUGUUGGUACUAAUAAUCCAGUAACUGUUAUAUUUGACGAAAAAAAUGAUAGAGUUAAUGUGGUGGGUGGCGUUCCAGAGGGAUACGAAAGCAUGAUGACAUCAUCUCCAUCUUCGUCUGGUCAGUCGUCUCCACGGUCGCUACAGAAAGAACCGCCACCUUACGGCUAUGGGACGAGUGUUCCGCAUCAGAUAAGGCAGUUUAGUCCAAAAUCUAGCGUGACGCAGAUCACGCCAUUACACCCCGUUCAGCAACAGCAUCCUCCUCAACAACAGCCAGAGCAUGUUUUCGCUGUCCCGCAGGUACCAACUCACCCACAGAAACCUGAAUCUCACUUCGUGCCGAUCAAAGAAUCAUCCUGUCGGGACAGAGGCUCUCCACCACCAUAUCCUGGAAUUAAUACACACAGAGGAAGUAAUCGUAGCUCAAUAAAUUUGGACGAACUUGAAAGCAGCGCAUUUCAAUCAUAUUCCUCUGGUUCUGGCUCAUCGAGUAAAAAGACUUCUACUGCCACCGAACCGGGCUCGUUUUAUCAGUCUGAUUCAUCCGCCAGCACUUCACCAACGCCAGAUGGAGUGGAGCGGUCUUACUCUCCCUUACCAACUUUCACAUCUCCAUGCCAUACCAUGGUUGUACAUUCUAAAGAUAAAAAAGAAAGACAAGACGAAAGUGUGCCUGACCAAGAACCUUUCUCUACCAGGUUAAAAAAUUACACUCCGCAAGCUUACAAAUUUUACAUGGAACAACACGUAGAAAAUUUGUUAAAACUUCAAGAACAGCGACGUCACAGAAGAAGGCAACUCGAAGCUGAAAUGGCCCGGGUUGGUCUUCCGGAACAAGCUCAGGAGGAAAUGCGGAAAUUGUUGAAUCAAAAAGAGUCAAAUUAUAUCCGACUUAAACGAGCCAAAAUGGAUAAGUCUAUGUUUUCCAAGAUCAAGGUGGUUGGUGUAGGUGCAUUUGGCGAGGUUGCUUUGGUGAGGAAAAACGGCACAAGUGCUUAUUACGCUAUGAAAACGCUACGCAAAAGUGUUGUGCUCCGUCGCAAUCAAGUAGCGCACGUAAAAGCAGAACGUGAUAUUUUAGCUGAAGCAGAUAACGAAUGGGUUGUGAAAUUAUACUAUUCCUUCCAAAACGAACAAAAUUUGUACUUUGUUAUGGAUUAUGUACCAGGCGGUGAUUUGAUGGCUUUACUUAUUAAGCUCGGCAUCUUUCGAGAGCCACUCGCUCGUUUUUAUAUUAGUGAACUUGUUCUUGCUAUCGAGUCUGUGCACAAGCUUGGAUUUAUACAUCGAGACAUCAAACCGGACAAUGUUCUCAUUGAUUCUAAUGGACACAUAAAAUUAACAGACUUUGGUCUAUGUACAGGUUUCCGUUGGACACAUGAUUCGAAAUAUUACCAGCCAGAACCAGAGGGAGGCGGGCAUACUCGUCAAUUUUCAAUGGAGCCUGAAGGGGGUUGGGAGUCGAUGCUAAACGAUGUGGAUUGUAAUUGUAAGAGUCAUCGCUUGAAAUACGAUUUGUGCAAACCGUUAGAACGUAGACAGCUGCGGCGUCAUAUGCGGUGUCAAGCUCACUCCCUAGUUGGCACUCCAAACUAUAUCGCACCUGAAGUGCUUAUGAGAAUUCCGUACUCACAGCAGUGUGAUUGGUGGUCUGUGGGAGUGAUAUUGUACGAGAUGAUCAUUGGACAGCCUCCCUUCUUUGCCCACUCUGCAGCAGAGACUCAACUAAAGGUUAUCAACUGGCAGCAAACUUUAACCAUUCCAAAACAUCGUCUUCCGAAAGAAUCCGAAGAUUUAAUCCGACGAUUAUGUGCGGCACCCGAUGAACGACUGGGCAAGGAUAGUGCUGAUGAUAUAAAACAACACCCAUACUUCAACGGUGUGAACUUUAGCACGAUCCACCAGGAGAAGGCUCCGUAUAUUCCAACUAUUCGGAAUCCUACUGACACGUCUAACUUUGAUCCAGUACCCGAAAACAUGUGCAACGGAUCUGACUCUGAUGGCAAUAAACCAGACGAGGAGGAUACAAAAAAAGGACCAGAAUACGCCUUCUAUGAGUUCACCUUCCGACAUUUCUUUGACGAUGGCGGAAUUGCUAACUCGAAUGUUGAAAUGCCUGAGAAAGAGGCCAAACCAAAAGCGCUAAAUCAUGCAAAGAGAUCGGCAACAACAAGCAACAAAUCGAUGAGUGUUCCAAGCAAAGUGGCUGCGCACAGUCCCUCUGUGUCAGAGGAGAAAGCCCCUGUGUAUGUUUGACGAAGAAGAAAGUCACUCGCAACAAAAAUCCAACCUUUUUAUAAAUUAUUUUGUUUACUAUAAUAGCAACAAAUGCCUCGAU